Molecule: messenger RNA, 1263 nt
Organism: Oreochromis aureus
Lineage: Eukaryota; Metazoa; Chordata; Actinopteri; Cichliformes; Cichlidae
Product: cytochrome c oxidase assembly factor 1 homolog
Exons: 5
Coding region: 253-780 (175 amino acids)
Biological process (GO): mitochondrial respiratory chain complex I assembly; mitochondrial respiratory chain complex IV assembly
Cellular component (GO): mitochondrial inner membrane
Source: RefSeq, a predicted model, not a curated record
UGAUGCAGGACAUGUAUGAGGCCAGAGGGACGGUGGUGAGACGCGCUGUGCUGCUGAUGAACCACCAUAAACAGGUCUCAUGUAGUACUGCGGUAAAGGACGGCUUCCAGCUUCAGCUUCUUUCUGCAAAGAGUCUCACUGAAUCAUGCCCGACAGGAUCUAAUAUCAUAUUUGGAUAAACACCGCCUGCGCGAACAAGCGACGACGGGCGCAACCGGCUGUUUAAUAAAGCGCACCCACAACCGAUUGGCUAUGUAUUUUGUGACGUUAACGGAUGUAGAGCGAAUACAAUGGUCCGCCGUAACGCAAGGAAAGAAAGCAAGCAUGAGGAUUUCCAACAGUCACCUGCAGCAGCUCACCAUCUUCACCACUGUGCUGACGGGUGGAGGGAUUGGCACCAUGUACUACCUGCUACAGAAGAACUUUGCUGAGUCAGACUACCACAGGCUGGCUUUGCAGGAGUUGGAGGCAUGUCCAGUUGCCAUGGAAAGCCUGGGGGCGCCACCUUUAAAGGUCCACAACAUCCAUCUGACUGACAGAUACAACCAUGUAGAUAAGCACACUGCACAGAUAAAGAUUCCUGUGACAGGGAUUAAAACCGGAGGCUAUCUGUAUACAUCUUCACUGAGAGAUCCCAACACAAACAGGUGGAAUCUGAAACAAGCAGUUCUAAAGCUCAGGGAAGGAAAUGUCAUUGACCUGCUGAAUCCUCCAUCAACUACAGCACAAACCCAGGCAGCAGAGCACACAGACAGUGUAGACAUAGGCCGCUGGCACUGACCAGCUUUAUGAACAAACAACUAUGCCUGCUAGAGGAAGCAGGUGCUGAAGAUGUUUUGAACUAUAUUUACUCCACAUUUAUUGUAUGGUCAUCUCUUUGGGGAACCAUCAAGAAGAAAAGCUCUGUCAGUGCCACGGACUGCUGCAGACUGUUGUAGCUGAUUUUGAUUACAUAGUGUUAGAGCUGAGUUGACUUGUGCACUCAUUGCUGCCUUUGUCUUCAAGUGAAUCCACAAGUCAUUACAAAUGUACAAAUAUGUGCCAAUCAAUAAAUGUUACAAAUGGAUUAGUUUCUAAUGAUCCAUAAUUAAUUUUCACACAGACUUGCAGAUGUGUGUGUCUGUAUGUGUUCAGGGGAAAUGGUAUAAUAUUCAUAAAACAGGACGUAAAGCUGUGGUUUCACUUCUACCGUAACCUUCUGCUUCCUGUGCAGAUGUAGAGCAAACACACAACCACCAAUAUAAAGAAUGCAUAUUUGCCAUG